Molecule: messenger RNA, 786 nt
Organism: Schistosoma intercalatum
Lineage: Eukaryota; Metazoa; Platyhelminthes; Trematoda; Strigeidida; Schistosomatidae
Source: the annotation of a GenBank genome assembly
AUGAUUGAAAAUCUUGAAUGGAAUUCCAUUGAUGAAGUCAACAUGGUAGAUCAGAUGGAACAUGUCAAUCGUUUACUGGUUGUAUCGACAUACAAUAAAUUAGUGCUUAUACUUGUUGCAAUACAAAUAUCGGUAACAUUGUUUGUUUUAAUGAUACUGUCAAUACUUAGGAUAAAAUUUCCAUAUGGCGAGCGAUUAAAAUCAUCAAUUAUUUCUGGUUUGUUCUUUUUGAUUGCACUUGUGGUAUUCUUUUUGAUUGCCUUCGUGAAGAAAAUAGAUGACAAUUAUCUACUAAAUCUCUCACUUGUAAUUGUUUACUCUAUCUGCAUGGCAACAGCAUUAGGAGUUUUGACUACACAGCUAAAUCCUCAAGUCAAACUUGCAGUCUUUGGAAUCAGUUUGGUGUUAUUCGCAUGUGCAUUACUGUUUGGUGCAGCGAUUAAAACAGAUUUAUUUGAUCACCCGAUGAGUAUUCUAAUAUUCCUUUUGGUUAUAUCCGUUGUAAUUGUGAUAGUAGCGGUUGUGCUUAGUGUUUUUAAUCAAUGCAAGUAUUAUACGAUCGGUAUUUACAUAGGUGCACAAAUACUAUUGUUCAUUAUAACGGUAUUUAUAAGUUAUGUAACUGUUGGCAAAUCAAGGAAUCUUCUCUUUUAUCCAAAUUAUUCACUGGCAGCCAUAUUAUUGUAUGUCAUGUUCUUUUCAACUUUAUUAAUCAAUGCGAAUAUAAAAAUGACAUUAACAAGACUGAAAGUUGUAUAUUCCAAUUCCAGUUCCAAAUUAACAUGA